Bufo gargarizans (Asiatic toad) is the source of this 1198-nucleotide messenger RNA. RefSeq lists its product as uncharacterized. Gene Ontology annotation, biological process: DNA integration; DNA recombination. The record is from RefSeq and is a predicted model, not a curated record. Gene Ontology annotation, molecular function: DNA binding. Lineage: Eukaryota; Metazoa; Chordata; Amphibia; Anura; Bufonidae. The coding region runs from base 45 to 887 and encodes 280 amino acids. The transcript is spliced from 2 exons.
UCGAGAGCCGACUUCCUAAGCCGUCACAGGAUAGACGCGGGAGAAUGGAAUCUGAACAAACAGGUCUUCAGACAGGUCUGCCAGCUAUGGGGUUAUCCAGAAAUAGACCUCUUCGCAUCCAGGGGGAAUUCUCAACUGGACUGUUUUUACUCACUAAACCCCAGCGAAAACCCAGUGGCAGUAGACGCCUUAGCCCAGAAUUGGGACAUGAAACUGGCCUACGCUUUUCCUCCUUUUCCCCUAAUCCCGGCAGUCCUAAAGAAGAUGAGGACCAGUACCACCACUCUGAUCCUGGUCGCACCAGACUGGUCCAAGAGAGCUUGGUAUCCCAUCUUGAGGGAAAUGUCGAUCAAAGACCCGUACCCCCUUCCAGACAGGAAAGAUCUGUUAACGCAGGGACCUCUGGAGCAUCCCAAUCUCAACAAGCUGAGACUGACUGCUUGGAUCCUGAGAGGCAAACCCUGAGGAAGAAGGGUCUCUCCAAUCAGGAGGAGCGGUUCCACUGUCUUGAUGUAAGAAGAACGGUCCUCGCCUACAUCAAGCGGACAAAAUCCUGGAGAAAGUCAGCGAACCUCCUCAUCCAAUUCGGUGGUAGGAACAAGGGGAGCAAAGCCUCUAAAACCUCUUUAGCCCGCUGGAUCAAGGAGACCAUCAGGGAAUGUUAUAGACUGCAGAGUUCAUCCUGCCCCAUAACGUUGAGGGCUCAUUCCACCAGAGCCAUGUCCGCAACCUGGGCGGAGAAGGCUGGAGCUUCCAUCGACCAGAUCUGCAGAGCGGCAACCUGGUCCUCCUCCACUACCUUCGUCAGACACUACAGACUGGACUCUAUGGCCAAUCAGGACUUGGCUUUUGGCCGUAAGGUCCUACAAGCAGUGGUCCCCCCCUAAAUGGCGUUCUAAGUUGUUAGUUCUCCAUGGGUGCUGUCAUGGAGGACGUCCUGGAAACAUAUGUUUAGUUUACCGGUAAACUGCUUUCCAGGAGUCCGGAAUGACAGCACCCAAUACUACCCCCCCAUUUUCUGUUCCCUCCGGGACACUUUUUUGGUUUGUAUAUUUGUACUGCUACUGUAUACAGUGUGAAGUAACACUUGUUCUUGAAAUAAAGAUGUGGCAGCCUAUCCGGUGUAGUAAGUUAUAAACACUGGAGCAAGGGGGUGGGGAGGGGUCCUUUAAACUGUCUCUCUUCCUGUCCCAACAGA